AAUACAGUUUCCGGCUUGUCACUUCCACCCAACGGUACCAACAAUGUUAAAAUUGCAGCGUACAUACAUGGGGGAAAAUCGGGGCUUUGAAACAUGUCAUGGUUCACCCAGGAAGGCGACGAUAACCCACAAAGUUGUUUCAUGGUCGGUCAGUUAUACAAAUGACAGCAGUAAAUAAGGUGAUUCGGCAGGAAAACAGAACACCGACUGAGAGUGAGACAAUGAUCUAGCAGCAUGAUUAAACGGAUCAAGCAGAACAUUUUUGCGAAAUACCAUGACAGAGAUGAUGAGUCUAGGUACAAGACAAGACCCAUGAAAAUCCCUGUCCAUCCAUUGACACUCUCACCAAGUAAGGCAUGGAAACAGCUGAAAACUGAGAGGAGAGUUGAAAAGCUGAAACCUUUGUUUCCAUAUCCUCCAAUCCAAAAAGACUGCAUCCGCUUUGUUUGUAUUGGCGACACCCACAUGAGACAUGAGGAGCGGAACAGCGACCUGUCUGCUGUGAUCCCCCCAGGUGAUGUACUCCUCCAUGUUGGCGACUUCACGAUGUAUGGCAACACAGAAGAAGUCGACCGUUUCAACCAAUAUUAUGGUUCUCUUCCCCACAAAGUGAAACUGCUGAUCGCAGGUAACCAUGAUGGCUGUCUUGACCCGGUCAGUAGCUCUGCGGAAACAGUCCAGAAGAGUCGCGACCUGCUCACCAACUUCACCUACCUCCAGGACGCCAUGGUGGAAGUGUAUGGGAUCAAGAUAUAUGGCGCACCGUGGGUCCCUAAAAAUGGGUUAUGUCAGAGUAAUGCCUUCACUCUUCCCCGUGGGAUACCGUUACUCCGACGAUGGAACCUCAUUCCAGAGGAUACCGAUAUUCUGAUGACACAUGGCCCACCAGUGGGCUAUGGAGACACGCUACACAAUGGCCGCCCAGCUGGAUGCGUUGAUUUGCUCAACACUGUAUGGAACCGAGUGCGGCCCAAGUACCACGUGUGUGGGCAUAUACAUGAAGGCUAUGGAGCCUACACAGAUGGACAAACAGAGUUCAUCAACGCAGCAAUGUGUUCAAAGGGUUAUCGUCCAAUCCAGAACCCGAUCAUAUUUGAUAUCCCAGUACCAAAAGGGCAUUCCAAGGAUGAACUUGUUGAUCUGUCUGUUAUUGAGAUGGUGCUUCCAAUACCACCUCACGAGUCUGAAGCAACAGCUGAAGGAGAUAAACUGACAGAGAGCAAGGUGGCUGAAGAGAGGCAAGAUGGGAAUCAGAAGGGAACAGAAGUGAUGUUGGAUAACAAGAAGGCUGCAGAGGUGAGGCAAGAUGGGAAUAACAAGGCAACAGAAGGGAUGUUGGAUAGCAAGAAGGCUGCAGAAGUGAGGCGAGAUGGGAAUAACAAGGCAACAGAAGGGAUGUUGGAUAGCAAGACAGCUGCAGAGGUGAGGCAAGAUGGGAAUAACAAGGCAACAGAAGGGAUGUUGGAUAGCAAGACAGCUGCAGAAGUGAGGCGAGAUGACAACCACAAGGCAGCUUAUUUCAUGGCAUGAGCACAAAGGCUACAUGAGGAGCAGCUGCUUGAAGCAGAAGAGUGAGUGAGUGAGUUGGGUUUAACACCGCUUUUAACAGUAUUACAGUUAUAUCGCGGCGUGUCAGCAG
Messenger RNA from Haliotis rufescens (red abalone), 1639 nucleotides. Its product is annotated as UPF0046 protein C25E10.12-like. The transcript has 6 exons. The record is from RefSeq and is a predicted model, not a curated record. Lineage: Eukaryota; Metazoa; Mollusca; Gastropoda; Lepetellida; Haliotidae. Bases 235 to 1530 code for a protein of 431 amino acids. Gene Ontology annotation, molecular function: hydrolase activity.